UUCCAUCCAUUGGGGAGACUUCUACCAGCAGCCAUACUGUAGCAGGAGCAAUAAGCUAUAGCAGCAGUGGUUUAAUGAGCACUAGCACAAGUACAAAUGUGGUCACCUCACUUCCAUCAUCUACAAUCCAAAUACCAUCAUCCCUCUUCAGCAAGGAGUCACCCUACCUGGGACUUAUGAAUUCUGCUGGGACACUUGCCCCUAAUCAGUGUAGUGUGUGUCUGCGGGUGCUAAGCUGCCCAAGAGCAUUACGUUUGCACCAGGCUACUCAUUUAGGUGAACGACCCUUCCCCUGCAAGCUAUGUGGUCGAUCCUUCUCAACUAAAGGAAGCCUUCGAGCACACCUUGCCACCCACCGUGCCCGCCCUCCAAACAGUCGCGCCCAGAAUUCUUGCCCCUUAUGCCAGCGGAAAUUUACCAAUGCCCUUGUACUACAACAUCAUAUCCGCAUGCACUUAGGAGGACAGCUACCACCAGAGCACAUGCCAGAUACCUCAACAGAAUGUGAUAUUUUGUCCCAUUCCGAGUCUAUUGAGCUCUCUGCUUCAGAAAUCAGCCCUAGUGCUACAGAUGUUCAGUUACUAGAUGCUGAUCUACAGACAGUUUCGGAUUCUCCCAUAACCUCCAGCCUACCUGCUUCACUUAGCUCAGGUUUUGUACCACCUUUAGACCUAACCCCUGACCCAUACCUGAAUCCAACCCCUCAUUCACCUCCAAUAUUCAGAGCUGAUCACCCUGAGCUCUCAAUCACUGUACCUUCUCCAGUGGAAUCUGCAGCCUCCCUUGUCAUUCCUGCCACCCAGUCAGCAUCAGCAACAACUGGUCCUUCUACCACUGAUGAACUAUCUUUUGAAAUUUCCAGCAACACUGCCUUCUUGGAAGAUAAAAAGAUUUCAUGCUCCUCUGCUCUGAAGAAAGCAAGUCCACUAAGAGAUGACUGUGAACAUAGUGAAAAUAUAUGUGUCUCACCUAUUCCUUGCUCUGCAUCCAGAUCAAAUCUGGAGGAUCUUCUUAGUAUACAAGCUCAUAAUGCAUCCAGAGUUCCUCCACCACAUCCAGAAUCAACACCACCUUCUCUCCUUGCGCUGAGAUCUGAGAGUGCGUCUUCUCAUACAGUACGCCUAGAGGAGCCUGACCAAAGCCUUCUCCAAAUAUCCAAAUUAAUCCCCCAAGAGUUCCCUAAGGAAGAAAAGGCGGAAGAUAAAAUUCAUAAAACACCAAAGAAUGGACAAAGAACAACUCCAGAUUUGAGUAUUAAUGCAGAUACGGUAUCAGACACUGUAAACAAGACAAAUGAGGAUGAGACUGUGGAUUGUGACACACGUGUGCGGAAGACCAUAACGGAAGCUCACUGUAGUUCAACUGCAAAGGAUAAAGUGGACCAUAAAGAUAUAACAGGAACUGAAAUGGACCGAACAGAAUCAACUGUAUGCAUAUCACUGACUCCCAGUCUUCCACCUCCAAUGCCAGAAAAAAAAAUAUACCACUGUUCUGAAUGUGGAAAAGAGUAUGCAAGUCGCAGUGGACUUAAGGGACACAUGAAGCACCAUGGAGGAGUUGCCAAGGCACCCCGAGCUCCUGCAAAGACCAAGGGCCCAGAGAGAGUCUUGCAUCAUGAGCGGUCACAAACUCACCACCUUGCAACCUUCCUGCCACCAGGACAUCAGUGAGUUUCUUGAACCAAGCCCUCCGAAAACAUCAGCAAGCAUCAGAGAGCUCUCCACUAGACCCUGUUAAAAAAAAUCAGAAAAAAAGUGUUAAGAUGAAUUUAAUAGCUGACAAAUGGGAAGGAACCUGAAGGAUAUUUUGGACUAUGACUUGACUGAAAAAAAAAAAAAAAACAUAACCCCACUCAUGUGCACACAGUAAACACAUAGAGGGUUAUUUCUUGGUUUUGAAAAUGUCUCUGAUCUUUAACACAGAUCUUUUAUAUUAAAAUACCUGCAUUGUGUAUUUUAAUAUAUGUAAUGAUGUCUAAAUAUAUCUUAUAGAACUUCUUUGAAUAUUAUGUGAUGUUCUUUUAGAUAAAUGUUAAUUAUUUUGUCUGUUUAAGGUAAGAUGGAUUUGUUUACUUUUCCAAAGUAAAGAUCUUAAGGUAGCUAAGGAUUUGAACAAUAGCUUUGGGUGAGGAACAGACCAAAAUGUAUUAAGCCAAUGAUGACAUAAUUGAUCACUUUCUCACUAAGAGUUAGUUAUUGUAUUGGUAUACCAUUUCUCUAUUCUUAAAUAACAACAUUUUAAAAAAUAUGCAGAGUUUUUGAUCAAAAUCUAUAAAGGAUGGGAUGGUAAAAUUUGGAGGGAGUGUAUUUCAAAUGAAAAAAUAUAAAACGCACCUUGUCGAUACCUUGUUUUACGGCAGCCAUGCACAAAUCAUUGUUAUCAACCUUUGGUCAAAAAUUCAAGCUCUUAUCAAUUUUCAUAAUAAGCUCAAAUGUUUAAAAAAAUACCCUACUCAAAACGCUUAGUACAGACAGUGCAGCUGGAGCCAAGAGGAAGUAAAUGUUCAAUUGUUUUCCUAGGGCAAACCAACUGUGAACCAGUGCUUUUAAUAUUAUUUUAAACACUUCAUAAAAUUUACAUUAUGUAAAUUCACAUGAAAUACUCUUGACUUGUACUAAAUCUUCAGGCUUUUAUGUAACAGUUUUUCAGUUGGGAAGCACCAAAACACCAAACUGUAAAUAUGACCUGUCAAACUAUGUCCAUUGUGUCCAUGUUUGUCCUGUCCAGCUGUACAAUAUUAGACAAUAUACUGCUCUUAACAUCAACUAGACUAAAGAGUCGGGUAAGAUUGUUUAACAAGCCUGUAUGUCAGUGUAAGCUCUUGUUACUUUAAUAUUGUUAGUGUAGCUAUUGAAAAAGGUAGAAAUAAAUUGACUGAUUCUGAGAUGAACCAUUAUCUAGCUUAAAAGGUAACCCUUUCUAUAAUUCUUGGUGAAAAUGUUUAUUUCUUUGGUGAUGUUUGUUCUUUGCCUGGAUACUUUUACAUGUAUCUUCUAUAGAAAUGAAUUGGGUGUAUGAGUCUGACUGUAAUAUGUAGUUUCAUGGUACAGCUAAAAGAUAAAAAAGGAAAUAAAAACCAGUGUAUUCAUGA
Sinocyclocheilus rhinocerous is the source of this 3091-nucleotide messenger RNA. RefSeq names its product homeotic protein spalt-major-like. Lineage: Eukaryota; Metazoa; Chordata; Actinopteri; Cypriniformes; Cyprinidae. Gene Ontology annotation, molecular function: RNA polymerase II cis-regulatory region sequence-specific DNA binding; DNA-binding transcription factor activity, RNA polymerase II-specific. The coding region runs from base 75 to 1670 and encodes 531 amino acids. Gene Ontology annotation, cellular component: nucleus. Gene Ontology annotation, biological process: regulation of transcription by RNA polymerase II. The record is from RefSeq and is a predicted model, not a curated record. The transcript has 3 exons.